Messenger RNA from Myodes glareolus (Bank vole), 1824 nucleotides. The record is from RefSeq and is a predicted model, not a curated record. Lineage: Eukaryota; Metazoa; Chordata; Mammalia; Rodentia; Cricetidae.
UCCUCCUUUCCGGUCACGUCCCCAGCAUGGCGGCCACGCGCGCUGCCGUACGACCAGCGCUCAGGCUCUUGCUUAGCCGCGGCCUGGCCCCUCGCUAUGCCACGCCGUGCCCGCCACAGCCGGCCCGCGCAGGCAGCGUCGACAUCCGGAGCCCCUGCGGCAGAAUUAGGAGUGGCUCCCACGUCCGUAGCUGGGAGAGCAGGGCCGGGGUGGUGAGGGAGGACGGAGAGGAGCCCGAGGAGGAGGAGGAGGAGGAGGAGGAGGAGCUGCUGAGCAGGGAACCACUGCUACCCGCUGCGGCCCAGCGUGUGUGCGUCCUGCAUCCUGACGUCAGGGGUCGCGCCGGAAGGAAGGCGCACGACACAGAGUGUCAGGUGGCGGAGGCUGCCGCGCUGGUGCGCGCAUUGCAUGGCUGGUCGGUGGUGCGGACCCUGGUGGUGCCCACGGGGGUCCCAGACAGCAAGUUUGUCUUUGGCAAGGGAAACUUCCAGGAGCUGACGGAGAAGAUCAAGGGAUCCGUGGAUAUCACGUGUGUGUUUCUGAAUGUAGAGAAGAUGACAGCUCUGACCAAGAAGACCCUGCAGACUGCCUGGGGCGUUCAUGUGUUGGAUAGGUUCACUAUUGUACUGCACAUAUUCCGCUGUAAUGCCCGCACCAGGGAGGCCCGGCUGCAGCUGGCACUGGCGGAGAUCCCCCUGCUCAGGUCUACCCUGAGCAGCUGCUCUGCCCGACUGGACAAGCAAGGAAGGGGCUCACGGUACAUCAUGGGGUCAGGAGAGUCAUCCACAGAGCUGUGCCAGCGGACACUGAAGGAGAAGGAGGCGAAGAUCAGGCGUGCACUAGAGCGGUUGCGGGACAAGCGGAGUGUGCUAAGGAAGCAGCGCUUGCGGCGCGAGUUUCCCAUUGUGUCUGUCAUCGGCUAUACCAACUGUGGGAAAACCACGCUCAUUAAGGCCCUGACGGGGGAGGCCACCAUGCAGCCAUGUGACCAGCUGUUCACAACCCUAGAUGUCACAGCACAUGCGGGGUUGCUGCCAUCAUGCAUGCCCAUCCUGUACAUGGAUACCAUUGGCUUCCUGUCACAGCUGCCACAUAGCCUGAUCCAGUCGUUCUCCACCACGCUGGAGGACGUGGUGCAUUCGGAUGUUAUCCUGCAUGUGAGGGACAUGAGCCACCCCAACACAGAGCAACAGAAGGCCAGUGUCUUGUCUACACUGCGAGGCCUGCAGCUGAGGCCUGCACUCUUCAACUCCAUGUUGGAAGUUCACAACAAGGUGGAUCUGGUUCCUGGUUACAGGCCCCCGGGGCACCAUGUCCUGGCCGUGUCUGCACUCCUGGGCCAUGGGCUAGACAAGCUGAAGGCAACACUGGAGGAGUCGGUUCUGCAGGCCACUGACCGGCGGGUGCUCACCCUCUGCUUACGGCUUGGGGGUCCCCAGCUCUGGCACCAUGCUGACAUCAGAACACUUCCCAGCAUGCACCACGGUGGUCUCUUUCUCUGCAGCUGGCUGUACAAGGAGGCCAAGGUGCAGCAGGUGCAGGAGCUGCCCAAGACUGACAUGGCCCAUGUGACCGUUAUCAUCAGCCAAGCCACCUAUGGCCGUUUCCGGAAGCUGUUUCCUGAGUGACAGUCUGGAGUGGGGUGUGGAUACAGAUUGUGGCCAUAGUGUUGUCCCGCCACUUUCUCUUUCCCAGCUGUUCCCUCAGUGACAACCAGGACCAGAUGUGGAUUCAGUUCGUGGGAGGGUGUUUGUGGAUGGCCCCAUAUAGUCCUCAUCCUUCCUCCUUCCCAGACUGACUCAUUAAAGCAGGAUUUGCACUUUG